Molecule: messenger RNA, 1917 nt
Organism: Bombina bombina (fire-bellied toad)
Lineage: Eukaryota; Metazoa; Chordata; Amphibia; Anura; Bombinatoridae
Gene: TMEM35B
Product: transmembrane protein 35B
Exons: 3
Coding region: 60-482 (140 amino acids)
Source: RefSeq, a predicted model, not a curated record
AGCCAUAGAGAGAGAGAGGACAGUGCCUCUGAGAGCGAGAAGAAUAGACCAAAGCAGUUAUGGCUUUUAGCAUAUUUACUAUUUUAAGACUCAUCCUGGGCCUCUUUUUCGCCGUUACCGGGGCAGUAAAACUGACUGAUCAGAUAUCUGCUGAUGUUUACAAACAGAUGAAACAUGAGUUUGUGCUGUUUGCUGAUGUCUUCCCCCUCAAAGAUUUUGGGGUUAAGCCAGAGCCGGAGGAGUACAUGCUUAUAUGUGGCUGUAUAGAGUUGGUGGCAGGGAUCCUUCUUGCCUUUGGACCCCAAAUCCUGCAAGAGAUCAGUAACUUUGUGCUGUGCAUUGUAAUGAUUGGUGCCAUCUACAGUCUUCUGGUGCUGAAGGAACCGCUUGCCCAUUGUGCUCCAGCUACGGUGUGCUUAGGACUUCUUUUUCUCAUCAGCAUCCGGGGACGCGGCAGAAAAAUCAAAUCUAAGGGGGAAUGAAGAGACACAGUUGUUAACUGACCAAUCAUUAUAUGGACUCCUUUAAAACUGAUUGAGGGGCUUUUGUUUAUAGCUUUUGGGGAACAAAUCAGGGUUAAAGGAGCAAUGCUCCAAUGCUACCAACACUUGUUUUCAGCUCAGUGCAUUUCCACUCCAUUACUGUCUUUAAAGGGACAUUAAACUCUAAAUUUUUCUUGCAUGAUUAUAAUAGAGAAUACAAUUUGAAAAAAGUUUCCAAUUUACUUCUAUUUUAAAUUUGCUUUAUUCUCAUUUGUUAGAGAUAUCUAGAGAACAUGUCUAGGGCACUACAUGACAGGAAAUAGUACUGCCAUCUAGUGCCCUUGCUAAUGUAUGACUGGUGCAAUAUAGUGCUGACGUAUAGACACAUGCAUACACCUGAACUUGCCUUCCUGCAUUUUUAACAAAGGAUAACGAAAAACAAAGAAAAUUUGAUAAUGGAAGUCAAUUGGAAAGUUGUUUUAAAUUCUAUGAUCUAUCUGAUUGAUGAAAGAAAAUGUUGGGUUUUAUGUCCUGUUAAUUAUGUUUAACACCUUUAGGGUUGGUUAAACAGUUGCAUGCAAGCAAUAGUGCUUUAAUAAAAUUCUCACUCUCAUUGGAUUAUUUUGUUGCACUUUUUAGAUCUUUUUUUAAUUCUUCAAAAAUUUCAUAACAGAUAUUAAGGCUAGGGAUAUCGCCCUUUUUCUGAUAUCUAUAAAUUGACCCUUUGUACUGGAUUACAUUUUCAGCUUCGUUCUACCAACCUCAUCCUUUUUGUCAUAUUCAACUUAAGAAUAUCUGUCUUUCCUUUUUGUACAGAGUAUAAUGUGUUUUUUGUGGCUUUACUGUACAUGCUGCCUGUUUAAGUAAAUAAGACCUCUGAUAUUCCAGUAAUAAAACUGGAUAUUCACUUUACAUUUCAGAAUUGAUGAUUAUGAUGACCGACAACCAAUAGGGUAAUUUACUUUGCCCAUUAAUCUCUAUAAGCUGCAUGAUUACUUGGUUUAUAUUGGUUUCCUGGAAAUUAUAUAAUAUGAAUUUUAAGGGACAUGUAAGUAAUGCAUUACAUUUUAUGCAUCACUUCCAUUGUAGAAUGAAAAAGUUUUAGCACGUUACUGGUUUAAAACAGGUCAUUACAAAUAUACUAAAAUGUUUGCUUUUUUGAGAUGGUGCCAUGUAUCUGUGUAGCCAAUAAGAGGCUGUAUUGAAUGUGCACAGUACUGCACAACUUGGUCAUAAAAGGAGAGCAUGAAAAGACCAUCAUUUAUGCAAUUCUAAGAGCUAUGCAUCACUGUUUGUUUAAGUAAUGGAUCUAAUACAUUAAACAUAUCUGUUCCAUGUUUAUUUAGGUCCUAUGUCUGUCUAUAUUAUCUUAUAAGAAAUUUGUAUUCACAAUAUUUUCUUAUUUUACAGUAUUAAAUUUUCUGGUAAAUAUUAA